UUAAAGGGAUUCUCCUCCCUCAGCCUCCCGAGUAGCUGGGACUACAGCCAAAUGUUGUCUGCCAUCCUGUUGUUGCUUCAGCUGUGGGACAGCAGGGCACAGGAGACUGACAAUGAGCGUUCUGCCCAGGGCACCAGCGCCCCGCUUUUGCCCUUGCUGCAAAGGUUCCAGAGCAUCAUUUGCAGGAAGGCUACGCCCCACUCUGAGGGCGACAUGCACCUUUUGUCUGGCCCUCUGAGCCCCAGCGAGAGUUUCCUGAGGUACCUCACCCUUCCACAAGACAACGAGCUUGCCAUUGAUCUGUGACAGACCACGGUUGUUGUCAUGGGCCAUUUAGACCGUCUGGCUACGCCCUGUUUGCCUCCACUGUGUAGCUCUCCGACGUCUCGUAAGGUGUGUGCAAGAACCACGUUCUCCAUG
Molecule: messenger RNA, 420 nt
Organism: Piliocolobus tephrosceles (Ugandan red Colobus)
Lineage: Eukaryota; Metazoa; Chordata; Mammalia; Primates; Cercopithecidae
Product: E3 ubiquitin-protein ligase HERC2-like
Exons: 3
Coding region: 52-306 (84 amino acids)
Source: RefSeq, a predicted model, not a curated record